Molecule: messenger RNA, 1315 nt
Organism: Ceratitis capitata (Mediterranean fruit fly)
Lineage: Eukaryota; Metazoa; Arthropoda; Insecta; Diptera; Tephritidae
Product: odorant receptor 94a-like
Exons: 4
Coding region: 121-1293 (390 amino acids)
Biological process (GO): detection of chemical stimulus involved in sensory perception of smell; sensory perception of smell
Cellular component (GO): plasma membrane
Molecular function (GO): olfactory receptor activity; odorant binding
Source: RefSeq, a predicted model, not a curated record
UCAAUAUGGAUUUUACAUAAUAUUUUUUUCGGUUUUUAUUUGCUGUGCGACUGCUUCAGAAUCCUUAAAAGACGCUUGGUACCGGCUAUUUGGUCAGUUAACUUUAUACAAGUCUUGAGAAUGGAUCUGCAGGAGUAUGAUAACAACAGCGGCGGGCGUCGUAUUAUACAAGUAAUGAAAUUGUUGGGCCUAUGGUACUAUGAGGGCAGUGCAAAAAUGCCUUACCUACUCUACUCUUGCCUGCUACACUUCACCAUCAGUAUACCGUUCACCAUAUUCAUGGCCAUGGAUGUGGUACAUGCAACAGAUUUGGAGAAAUUCACAAAUAUCAUGUAUUUGACACUAACCGAACUGGGUAUGGUGGCGAAAUUGUUCAACGUCUGGUUCUACGCUAAACUAUUGGUGGACUUCUUCGAAACACUCUCCGGCGAUAAGUAUUUUGAGCUCAGAGAAAAGGAUGAGCGGCUAAAAUGGCAGCAUGCACAAAGGACUUACGCUCGUAUAGUAUUAUUUUAUGUCUUCAUAGGUCUUGGCGCCAUGUUCACAGGAUUCGUUGGUGUACUUUUUAGCGCGAAGUACGAAUUGCCGUUUCCGUACGCGCCACCAUUUAAUUGGCAUACGCCGCAUGGCUAUUGGUGCGCCUACCUGUAUGAGUUGCUGGCAAUGCUCAUCACUUUCUUCGCCAAUUAUGGUUUCGAUAUGAUACAGUGUUAUAUGUUGUUGCAAUUGUCAUUGUGUUUCAAAUUGAUUUGUGGUCGUCUGGAGUGUAUGGGCGAAUUACGGUCGGGUACAGCCGUGUCGCGGGGAUUUAGUGAGCAGCAGCUGUACAGACAGUUUGUGGACAUUGUGAAGCUGCAUGCGCGUAUAAAGAAUCUCUCUCGGCUGUGCCAGACCUACAUCUCGUUUCCCUUUCUCAUACAAAUUAUGUGCUCGUCUUUUGUGCUUUGCUUUAGCGCUUAUCGCUUGCAGAAGUUAUCAAUUUUAUCCGAUCCCAUGCAAUUUCUUACAUUUGUUCAAGUGAAUUUGAUUAUGAUUUUGGAAAUCUUCUUACCCUGCUACUAUGGCAAUGAGGUCAUAGCGCAAUCCAGCGCAUUGAAUAAUGCCACCUACAAUUCCGAGUGGUUUCGCUGUUCGCCGGGUUUGCGCAAAUAUUUGGUGAUUUAUAUGGCAAUGCUGCAGCGUCCGCUACGCGUGCGUGCUGCUGACUUUUUCGAUAUCAGUUUGGAGAUAUUUACGAAUACCAUGAAGAAUACCUACAGUUUAAUGGCUUUGCUGUUGAAUAUGAACAACUGAGAGGCUAAAGAUCAACAAGGAG